This is a messenger RNA of Leishmania mexicana MHOM/GT/2001/U1103, 1752 nucleotides long. RefSeq lists its product as hypothetical. The transcript has a single exon. The coding region runs from base 1 to 1752 and encodes 583 amino acids. The record is from RefSeq and is a predicted model, not a curated record. NCBI's taxonomy places the organism in Eukaryota, Euglenozoa, Kinetoplastea, Trypanosomatida, Trypanosomatidae.
AUGAAGCCAGAGUUGGCGCCGAUCCCGCCGGGCGCGCCGCGGUGCGAGGACGGCUUCGAGUCUCCGUCCGGCAUUCGUGUCACUUGCACAAAGGACUGGGUGAAGCAGCAUCCGGUGGAGGGUGACGGCCUGUGCGUGCAUCUCUAUCAGUACCUGAACAAGAAUGUCAAGGGCCGGGAGCACUCCAUGUCCACGGUGCUCUUGCCAGAUACGGUCGUGUUCAACCACAACUUCCCCCGCGCGUGGUACGCCUACGAUCGCAAGAACAGCGAGAUCGUGAAGCGACCAGCGUCGAUGCUGGAUGCGCAGACCAUGUACGCGCACUUUUCCGAGUCCGUGAAGGGCUGCGACAUCGUUGCUCAGUUCUUCCACACGAGCGUCGACGUGGAGGAGGCUUGGAAGGAGGUGCUCACGCCGCAGCAGCUGAAGGCGCACACCUAUGCCAAUCAGCAGCUCACGUACGUGGAGUUUUUCACGGCCGACGCUCUGCGCUGCUUUCUGUUUGACCAGAAACGCAAGCCGGACGGUGUGCUGCAGAAGUUCGUCAUCCCCAAAGGCGAGGGGUUCAGUCGGCGCAACUUCCAGCUGCAGGUGAUCUGGACCCCAUACAUCACGACCGUUUACCGCCGCACAAACCGCUCCCGGCUGACGGAUCACGUCGUGCCGCUGGCAAAUCGCGCUGCAACGUUUGAUGGAGCGCCGUACCUCAGUGAUGAGACCCUUGUCGCCGACGAAACCAAGAGACAGGUGACGCAGCUGUGCGAGAGCAUCGCAGACCACUUCUACGCCACAGAGAAAAAGCGCAUCUCGCGACUCAUCCUGUACGUGAAGACGGACGAUCAGAGUCGCAUGUGGGUGCUGUGGAGCAGCUGCAUCCGUGUCGCACCCGACGCCAUGAACCCGACGCUGCUGCGCGUGCCCGUAUGCCUGAACAUGCGGACAGAGGUGCUCAACGACGGCGUCAGCACGCUGACGCGGCUGCAGACACGCCGUCACCGGCAGCGGCAGCUUCUCGCGCUCGACGCGGAGCUGUUCGAAAUGACGCAUGACUUUGAGUUCGCGCUCACGCUGAACGCGUCCCACAAGCGACAGGCGAAGGCGCUUGGCCUCCGCGGUAGGAGGCAUGGCGCCGGGCCGCAAGUGCGUCCGACGCGGUGGCGCGGCGAGCAGAAGACGUCAGUGGAGCGAGAGAACCCGUUCUACCCGUCGUUCCUAGCCCUUGAGGUGGGCAGCGGCGGCAUUGCUCCGGAAAGCGUCGUGCCGGUCGCGGGUCGCGACAGCGGAAGCAUGCAGUCGGAUCAACACAGUGCCAUUUCUCAGCCCGAUGACGAGCGUAUGGCCGGAGGCGAGGACGAGCUCGUGUUGGACCCUGUUGCACAGGUGCAGGAGGAGCUGGUUGCCUUAGCCAUGGAUGCAUGGUACGCAACGUACUCCACAACAUUGGCCGAUGAUCCUCACGUGAUGCCGACGGCGCAUGCCGAGCUGGCAGCCCCGCUCGUGGGCACGCUGACGGAGGAAGAGCUGCAAGGGCUGGUGGAGGUGCUGGGGCUCCUUCCUGUGCAUGGCGAUCCCGCGACUACGUCGAUGUCGCACUACAUGGUCGCCCCGUACUUGGUCACGUCUGGGCGGCGCUUGGAUCGUCCGUCGGCUGAGGUGGAGCUCGACGUGGUGAGCUACCUCGAGGAGGUCUUUCGCCGUCGCGGAGACGAGAUUAGCCGUUCCUGCAUGGAGAAGUUCAGCCACUUUCUGUGA